AGCUUAUUUAAUGUCUAUUUUUCUUUGUUAUCAGUAACCACCUGCAUUUUAACUCGACAUGGAUUGGAAUAUGCCCAUAAAAAGGUUGUUCCCUCCUCUCAACCUGCCGUUCAGACACAACUUUCUGUGUGGACAGAUAUACCCACCGUUGAUAGACGGCAACGAGAUACACAGAACAUCAAACUACGAGCUGAGGGAUGACGAUGUUAUUUUGGUUACCUAUCCUAAAUCAGGGACUCUAUGGGUACAGCAAAUACUGAAAUGUCUUUACGAGAAGAACGGUGUGAACAAGGACAGCAGGAUUUCACUCAGAAACAACCUUUCCCAGGCAGUGCCCUGGAUUGAGCUGUUAGAUAUUGAGGAGUUUAACGCUAUGACAUCGCCCCGAGUUAUGACAACACACGAAACAUACAAUAACUUAGCCUGGAGACCCGGAACUAAGACUAAGUACAUCUACCUGACCAGAAACCCUAAAGAUGUUCUGGUCUCUUACUUUCAUCAUAUGUCCGGCUAUAGGUACUCAUUAAAGUAAUUGUUUGAUUUGAUUAAUUGAUUUAAUUAAUUGAUUUGAUUAAUUGAUUUAAUUAAUUGAUUGAUUGAUUGAUUUAAUUAGUUGAUUUAAUUAAUUGAUUUGAUUAAUUGAUUUAAUUAAUUGAUUUAAUUAAUUGAUUUGAUUAACUGAUUUAAUUAAUUGAUUUGAUUAAUUGAUUUAAUCAAUCGAUUUGAUUAAUUGAUUUAAUUAAUUGAUGUAAGUAAAAGUUAGUUUAAUUUCGGAUUUCCAACUAAUUGUUACCUUAACUUUGAAUGAGUAGAUGCGGUGGAAUAAUAUACAUCUCCCUUUAUAUACUUAUAUAGUAGAUAUAAAAUAAUAUGAUGCAGUAUGCACCGAUCAUUCUAGAAGAUAUGGACUUCUUAUAAGAUAUCUGUGUUAAAUCUGAAACAUAAUCUGUAAAUGAAACCAAAACAGUAGUAGUUAUAAUGAAUUAGUCGUACUGAACUAUCCCUCCCAUUUUUACCACCGUACCCAUGCUAAUCCAUAUUCUUCUUCAACAAAAUUAAUUGUAGAUGGAUCAACAUAUUGUACACAUCCGAUCAUUGAUGAUUUUAAACCGAAAUAUUAUUUGGCAUUUUUGACAUACCUGCACCAAAUGCCAUUAUUUCUUUCAUGUGAAUGCAUGCUUUGACGGCAUAGCUGCCAGGGUCAUGUCUCACCGUCAGCUUCACUUCAUUGCCACAGUUCAGAUGACAAGGAAUUCUAUACGUUUGGCCUUCUAUAGUCAAAACAGGGCUGAUUUUGAGAACUCCUCAGAGAUUCUCAAUUCCUGUAUCUAUGUUAACUACAAAUACUUUCGU
Messenger RNA from Bolinopsis microptera, 1353 nucleotides. RefSeq names its product amine sulfotransferase-like. Gene Ontology annotation, molecular function: sulfotransferase activity. The coding region runs from base 59 to 532 and encodes 157 amino acids. Gene Ontology annotation, biological process: sulfation. The record is from RefSeq and is a predicted model, not a curated record. Gene Ontology annotation, cellular component: cytoplasm. The transcript has 4 exons. Lineage: Eukaryota; Metazoa; Ctenophora; Tentaculata; Lobata; Bolinopsidae.